Molecule: messenger RNA, 1813 nt
Organism: Papaver somniferum (opium poppy)
Lineage: Eukaryota; Viridiplantae; Streptophyta; Magnoliopsida; Ranunculales; Papaveraceae
Product: transcription factor MYB25-like
Exons: 2
Coding region: 156-1505 (449 amino acids)
Biological process (GO): regulation of DNA-templated transcription
Cellular component (GO): nucleus
Molecular function (GO): RNA polymerase II cis-regulatory region sequence-specific DNA binding; DNA-binding transcription factor activity, RNA polymerase II-specific
Source: RefSeq, a predicted model, not a curated record
UCGGUAUUUUUUGGAAAAGUUGAAACAGAAUACAGCGGCACUGAGUUGUCUUCUUUACCUAAUUUCAGUUUCUUUCUCAUCUUCUUCUUCAACAGUCAGUCACUAGCAACAAUCUGCAUUUUUUUUUUCGAAAGAAAAAAUCAUAGAUUAUUAUUAUGAAGGAAGACGAGAAGGUAGGGUUACAAAGAGGCGGUGGUGGUGGUCAGGAUAGUAGUGGUGGUGGUGGUGGCGAAACCCUAGAAGUUAAAGAUGAGAUGAACCACAACAACAACAACGGAAUCAUCAGAACUAGAAGUACCAGUAGUGUGGUGAGAAAGUCGAGAGUGAAAGGAACAUGGUCACCUGAAGAAGACGAAUUGCUGACACAACUAGUCGCUAAACUCGGUGCAAGGAAUUGGAAUCUCAUUUCUGCCGGAAUCCCAGGUCGCUCUGGUAAAUCCUGCAGGCUCCGGUGGUGUAAUCAGCUUGAUCCUUACCUCAAACGAAAACCAUUUACUGAGAAAGAGGACGAAUUAAUCAUUGAUGCACAUGCUGUUCAUGGAAACAGAUGGGCAGCAAUUGCAAGGUUGUUACCAGGGAGAACAGACAAUGCUAUCAAGAAUCAUUGGAAUUCCACGCUUAGACGGAGGUGUCUUGAAUUCGAUCCCCCCAAAGGCACUAAGGCCGCUGCUGUUCUUGCUGCUGUUGCUGCUUCGCUUGAAAUGAUGGGAGGCAAUCCCAUGAACCUUGAUAAAACUAAGGUAUUGUCGGAAACAACUUUAUCAUGUCAACCUGAUGUGUAUCGCGAAGCUGAUGUCAACAUGGGAGACAAUGCUGUGAACCUUGAUAAAACUAAGGUAUUGUCGGAAACAACUUUAUCAUGUGAACCUGAUGUGAAUCGCCAACCCGAUGUCAACAUGGGAGACAAUGCCAUGAACCUUGAUAAAACUAAGGUAUUGUUGGAAUCAACUGAACCGGACAUGAAUUGUGAACCUGUUGCGAAAAGAAAUGAUGUUGUUGACUCACUUGAGAAUCAAUCAAACCAACAUCAGGAUAGGGAAGAGAACCACAGGGUGGAGUAUCAUUGCAGGAAUGAACCAAAGGAAAAACUGACGCUUUUCCGUCCAGCACCUCGUGUGAGUGCAUUUAACCUCUAUAAUGAGCAGUCCAUGGGUGGCUGUGUGUUGCCAACAAUGGUCCCAAUGCUGCAUGGACCUCUGCUUCAACCUUGUAAACCACCUGUUGUUGGGCAAUGUGGGCUGCUUGGGGGUAUUCGGCGAGUGCCUUCUCAUUGUGGGCAUGGUUGUUGCACUGGUUCUCGAAGCGUUGGGUAUGAUGGGCGGAGUUCUUUGUUGGGACCAGAGUUUGUUGAGUUUGUGGAGCCCCCACCUUUUUCGGGUCAUGAAUUGGUGUCCAUAGCAACAGAGUUGAGUAAUGUUGCUUGGCUUAAGAGUGGGUUAGGCUUUGGGUUUGACCAUAGGGGAAUAGUGAAAGAUAAUGCAGAGCAGCAGGUGAUUUAUCAUUGAGAAUCAGCAACAGGAGACUCACCGCAUCGGAGGAUGGCAUGUUUUUAGAGCUGCAGCAGUAUGAACAACAGUUGAAACUCAUUUCAAGAUGCACAAUAACAGGGACGUAGAAACAGAAUUUGUACAGGAUUUCCUUUCUUUUGUUUCUUUUAUCUCUUCUUGUAUCUAUGUUUGCUGGGUAGUAUAGUGGUAUAUGAUUAGCAAUCUAUGUUUAGAGUUCGAAGUAGAAAUGAUAUAUAAAAUAACACCAGAUCCAUUUGGUUCAUGAUCUAUGAACAGUUCUAGCUGGGCUUAAGCUUUUCUUUCAA